AUGGAUUCAGUCAUACCAGCUUACAGGAUCAGGAGUGCAGUCCUUCUAGCCUGGCUACAGCACACUUUUCCAGGCGAAACUGUGGACGUGACUCCAAAAAAACGGAGAGUAUGUCGUUCAUGCUCCCAGACGAGUGGAAAAAACAGAAGUGAGACAUUUGAGAAAUCUUCCUGUAUUUCCAGUAGCCAAAUAGAAACAGUACUGGCACGAGAAGAGGCUAGGAAUGGGUAUGCGUGCAUCAAGUAG
Colletotrichum truncatum is the source of this 246-nucleotide messenger RNA. The record is from RefSeq and is a predicted model, not a curated record. NCBI's taxonomy places the organism in Eukaryota, Fungi, Ascomycota, Sordariomycetes, Glomerellales, Glomerellaceae.